UAUACUUAAACCUUUUCAGCAUGAUCAAGUGGAAGUUGUUCGUAAGUCUUGCUUUUCUUGAUUUUCAAUUGUCAUGGGCCAUCAGGGCAUUUCAUGGCCACUGUCCCGACAACAUGACGGCGAUUGCUGAUUUGGAUAUGGAUCGCUUUAAGGGCAAGUGGUACACCCACUCAAUAUAUCCUCCAUUAUCUUUGAAAGUGCCAAAAUGUCAGUCGACGGAAUUCGUAGAGAAGCACGGUCAUAGAUAUGUUGUUAAGGCCCGCGAACUGAGCGGCCAAACCGGCACAGUAAGGUUUAGAAAAGCACCCAUUAUAAGAGUGGAUCCAAAACAUGGAAGGUAUGUGUUGGGCUCCAAAAAUCCAGCAUUUCCUGAAGGCGUUCUGCUUUAUGUACUGGAUACCGACUAUUCCAACUUCGCCAUACGCUAUCUGUGCUUCGAUUCGAGUCACAUUUUUAGCUUUCAAUGGGCCGCCAUCCAGACGCGAAAACGUUUACCCAGUGCGGAAGUGAUCUACAUGGCUCAGUACUAUGCGAAUAAGGCUGGCCUCAUCAUAAGCGACAUGAGUAAAGUUCACCAGGAGUCCUGUCCCGCAGACACUUGAAUAUUCCUCAUUUUGUGUGAAAAAGUAAGCAAGUAAAAUAUUGUUGACUAAAUUAUUGCUGCAGAACCAAUUGAUUCGGAUUAUAAAAGUUUCACAGUAAUGCCCUGAUUACCAUUCAUAAGUGGAUUAUAGUUUUUCGUUUUAUUCUCCGGUAAACAAUAUCAGAAUGUGACUUAUUUGUUUUAAAAACAAAUGUAUUACAAAUAAAACAAUGAAUGCAUGAA
Drosophila biarmipes is the source of this 826-nucleotide messenger RNA. RefSeq lists its product as uncharacterized. The transcript has 5 exons. Bases 21 to 602 code for a protein of 193 amino acids. NCBI's taxonomy places the organism in Eukaryota, Metazoa, Arthropoda, Insecta, Diptera, Drosophilidae. The record is from RefSeq and is a predicted model, not a curated record.